Messenger RNA from Drosophila takahashii, 1148 nucleotides. Its product is annotated as NSFL1 cofactor p47. The record is from RefSeq and is a predicted model, not a curated record. Gene Ontology annotation, biological process: Golgi organization; membrane fusion; proteasome-mediated ubiquitin-dependent protein catabolic process. Gene Ontology annotation, molecular function: ubiquitin binding. NCBI's taxonomy places the organism in Eukaryota, Metazoa, Arthropoda, Insecta, Diptera, Drosophilidae. Gene Ontology annotation, cellular component: cytosol; nucleus.
UUCGAACAAUAUGUGUUUGUAAAUUCAAUCCAUCCCCCAAAAUUGGUAGUGCCUGCCCAGAUGACCGAUGAGCAGAAGCUGAGAACUUUCAUGGAGCGACAUGGGGUGCGUGAGGAGGUGGCGCGUCGCUAUCUGAGUUCCAACAACUGGUCUCUGGACAUAGCCAGUAGCUCCUACGAAUCGGAUGCGGCGGCUAAGAAAGAGGAGCAGCCAGAGCCAGAGGGAAGCCAUCCCGAUCUCCAAUCCCUGCUGAGUCAGCACUCCCGGAAGAGGGAGAGCCCGGAGCAGGAUGGCUAUCAGGCGGGAGCCUCGGACAGCUCCUCCGAUCACGAGGUUCCUCCGGUGGGCAAGCGGGUAAACAUCAAUAACUCCACGCCGGCCAUCACGAAUAACGAUAGCGAUCGGAGUCUGAGGGUCUGGGGCCAUGGCGUUCGCCUGGGCAGUGCCCAUCCCAUCAAUCCGCCUCCUCGCUCGGCAGCCGAGGAAGAUUCCGACACUGAACCCACCGACGAUGAGCACACCAUUGUGGUGCUGCAUCUCUGGUCGGAGGGCUUCUCCCUGGACGAUGGCUCCCUGAGGCCAUAUGCUCUGCCGGAGAACGAAAGAUUCCUGCGCGCUGUCUUGAGUGGCGAGUUCCCGGAGGAAAUGCUCCGAGUUCCCAGGGUUCAGUUGAGUGUGCAGGAUCACACCAACGAACCCUAUCGUCACUUGUCGCGGAAACAAUUUAUGGGACCCGGCAGACCACUGAACAGUCCUCCAUCGCGGAUUGUCGUGGGUCUGGUGCCCCUGCCCGUGGAGCCCCAGUCGCUGCAACUCAACGAGGGGGCCGCCAUUACGACGGUUCAGUUGAGGAUGGCAGAUGGAAGUCGGGUGGCAGGACGCUUCAAUCUCACCCACAACGUGGGGGAUCUCUAUCGGUAUGCCCGACUGGCCAGACCGGAGUUCUCCAGUCGAAACUUCGUGCUCAUGACCGCGUUUCCGCGACAGGAACUCCUCGAAACGGACACCCGAACUCUGGUCCAGGCGAAUCUCUGCAACGUGGUGGUCAUCCAGCAUUUGAACGAGGAGCAGGCGGAUCCCUUGUCCAGUGAUGCUUCCGAGCAGGUUGUGAAAUAAAAGGCAGUUGAGACAUUAUUAUUAAAAGAGGG